Gryllus bimaculatus (two-spotted cricket) is the source of this 3855-nucleotide messenger RNA. Lineage: Eukaryota; Metazoa; Arthropoda; Insecta; Orthoptera; Gryllidae. The record is from the annotation of a GenBank genome assembly.
AUGCAAAGUGAGAUUGAGUUGCUGCGAAUCACAGGAACGUGCGAGAGUCAAAAUUAUCAUUCCAUUCAGCCUAAUGGUCGACUGUACGAGAGCUUCAGUGUAUUCUGCCCGUGCGACCGCCUUGAGUGUCUACAAUUGGUCGAGGAGGAAGAUGUCCUCAUCGACUGGAGUCAGCCCUUGUACCUCAAUUUCACGCACAGCCUCAUCAUGGACCAUCUGGAGAAGUUCUACACGUCCUUGGGGGGGACGAUGGAGAAGACGUGUGGAGACAUAUAUGUGUGCUCCAACCCACCUGAACCUCUGGCAUUGGAAGAGUUGAAUUCCGAAGAAGCUGAGGUUCAGCAGCUCAAACCAGAGCACGCUAAGGCCAUCCACGAUCUGUAUCCUGCCAAUGACAUGGAAUGUGUCGAAAUAUUCGAGAAGCUUAUCCACGUCUUGCCGGCUUAUGGCAUUUUCGCAUCGGGCGAGCUCGCCGCUUGGAUGGUGCAGUCUUACUAUGGAGCCAUGUUCUCCAUGCAGACGAAGCCGGAAUUCCGCCGCAAGGGGUACGGCAUCCACUUGGCGCAGACCCUCACGCGAGUGGUCAUUGCCCGGGGAUACAUCCCCUUCGUCGUCAUCCGGCCCGAGAACGACGCUUCGCAGAGUCUCUACACGAAGCUGGGUUUCAAGAAGCACUAUCAAACUGUUCGCGCCAUCUUGCGGCCCCAGGGCUACCAAGACCAGCCACCCGAAGACGCGGCUGCGCCGGAGCCGGAAUCUGCACCCGAGCCUGAACCAAAAAUCGAGGCUGCGGACCAAUGAACGGACACGGUGCGCACUGACGUGAACCUGUCAACAUCGCCAAGCCCCUCCACCUUCUCUCUCGCUUCCACCACUGCAUAUAUUUAAAUAAAGAAAAAAAUAGAUAGUCACUAAUAUCGUUUCACGUCAUAUCAUGGGUCGCAGAAAGGCAACGACCAGACGCUGUCUAAGGUUUGCUCUGGUAAUUUUCAUAACUUCGACAACCGCAGUUCUACUGCUAUUCUGUGAUAACCCCUUUGUAAAAAUAUCGCGUACGUACGUUCCAGUUAUGCUUAGCGAGAACUAUAAAUUAAUGCAACCUUGUUUAAAAUCCUCCAAAGCUACUGGGAUGGCAAAUAUGUAGUUAAAAUCUUGUGCAAAAUUAUAGUUUAGUAGAAGAAGAAAUGUUGGGAACAAUGCAACUUGCUUAAUCUUCCUGGGAAUUGAUCUUUGUGGAUCUAUUUUUUAUUCAGUGCACAUGUUAUGCUUCUAGGCAUAAAAGAAAUUACCAGAGUGAACCAAGAAUUAAGUGCUAAAGAUAUCAUACAGUAAAACCCAGGUUGGAAAGAUGUUAACUAGAAAAUUGCCAGGAGAUACGGGAAUGAGGGAAGCUAAUUUCAGGCGUUAGUCAGCCUUCUCCUUUCUGCUCCUGGAGAAAAUUGGAACACAAUUUUUACAUUUCAUAUGUGUUUGUAUUAUAUCAAAUAUUAGACACAUUUUUUACAAAAUUUAUAAAUGCCACAAAACUGUUUAUGUAUACACCAAUAUUUUGAAUGUUAUUUGUUAAAUGAACAGUAUUAUGUUAUAUUCAUAGGAAUAAAUGUGCUAGUGAUAUUUUUUUUAUAUUGUCCUGUGAUAUAAUACACUCAAUCUGAGCCAUUAAUUUAUGCCUGUUUCUGUUGUAUAUAUGUUACUGAGAACAAAUUGUCUUGAAUUGGCAUAAUUAAAUAAGAAGUGUAUUGCAGACUCUGUAGUGGCUCAUGACUAAGGUACUUGGCUGUGACGGGACUCAGUGACCCUGGGUUGUACUGUCAGCACCCAACACUCAUUCUUGUGUACUCACGUCACUCGUUUCAAGCAGUAAAUUAAGAAACCCUACUUAAAAAUCUACUUUAACAUUUCUAUAAAGCCUAGCAGUUACCAAUGCACAGGAGCUAACAUGAAGUAAAUGCACUGCAUAACUUCAUGGUGGUUCCAACCCACGCAGGUGAAUAUAUUUAUUACACUUCCUUUUAGAGCCUUCCAUUUUAAAUAUCAUGCUCUCUUAGAGAAAACUGUUACUGCUGAGCUGGAUCAGGGGCAGAACAAUCAUUAGCAAAGUAAUGCAUUGCAUAAUGCAUAUUCGUUAUAUUUAUAUUCUCCCUGGACCAUUUCAUAAUAUGGAAAGUCAAAUGUUAUUUUGGAUAAUGCUUCACACCAAGCCAUUGAUCUAAUGACAAAGGCAUUGCGUAGUAAUAUUUUGGCUCUUAACGUUAACAUUUGAACAAAACUAAAUGAUCUGGCAUUCCUUUAAAUAAUAUGUGAAUAAUUCUCAUUGUCCAAAUGGUAAAUUUUUAUUCAUACUUGUUAAUAUUUUUAACUAUAUAAUUCUGAAAUACUCCAAGAAUAUGGAUGACACCUGCAAUAUAUUUUGGGGAAUUCAGAGGAUUCUAUAAAAUAAAAAAUUCAUAACUGAAAGAAUUAGAAUGAAAUAUCUUUUCUAGUAAUGAAACUGUUAAUAAAAAUAUUAAACAAAAGAUAAGAAAAAGGUUUCACUGAAUUUUCAGUACUGUGGAUGCUAUGAUUUGAAAAAUGUAGGCAAUGGCUGAGAUAUAAAAGGAUACAAAACUCCAAAACUCUAAAGUUUCAAAAUCAAAUUGAUUCCACAUCAUAUACAAGAUACUUGUAACAGACGUGAUUCAGAAUAUAUCAAAUUCCCUUUCGGUUGUGUCAAUCUUCCUCUGGAUCUUGUAAUACAGCUUGUGACAUCUGUAUCUGGUAAAAUUUUAUCACUUUCGUUCACAUUGAAAUUCUAAUCCACACAGUGACACAACUGAGUGCAAAUAUUGCAUCACAGAACACAAACCAUGCCAGAAUCACUACAUUCUCUUUCUAUUCUCAUCUACUGUUCCAUAUUAUACUUGUUCUCCAGCCCUUCAAGCGGUAGUGCUUGCGCAGAGAGGUACAAGGUGAAGCAGGAGUGAGUUGUGAAUAGACAAGUGAAGAGAAGUUUAGCUUAUUAUAUGAUUCAAAUUGUGUGACUGAGAACUUGCUUGGAGUGAGUUGAAAGAAUAAUUUUAAUUAAUUCUCACCAUUCCAAAAGGCAUUAGGCCUAUUCUAGCCUGCCUGCUGCACAAGUUGCACAGCAGUGGCAGCUGAGUGUCACAGGGACAGAAAGGACAAGGACCUGUAAAUUGUGCGAGUUACUUAAGAUUCUACGUCUUGGUUGUAUUAUUUCUAUUAAAAAUGAUAAAUCAUAUCCAAAAUUAAAGGAAUAAUAUGAUAACUAAAAUUAACGUCUCAGUUGUGUUUGAUAACAACACACUUGCAACCACUUUCUUUCUAAAUAUCUAUGACAAGUAAUAUUUCAAUAACUUUGUUGGUUUUUUAAAAAUAUUUUGCUAGGUCCUAUUACAGCAGUAACAUAACCAAGAUGUAUCAUCAGUAAGUAAAUACUGUAUGAUUUUGUGCAGCAUGUUUCAGAUCUAAAAGUUGUCACCUUUUUUUUUUGCAAAGGAAGGUGUCACUCAGGUCCUCUUAUUGUUCCACAUUGCACUUCUUCAUUGCAGUUAGUUUGUAAAGUCACAUGCUAAUUUUAGUACAUACAUACUAUAUGGUAUUGAGAACUAGAGCUGUGAUCACCUGUUUGACAUUGAUUAACACAUCAAACUGUUCAGACUCAUUACUUUAAGUUUCUGUCUAUAAGCAGAAUAUCAUAUAGUUGUUUGCAAUGAAGUGUGAUGUGUGAUUCAAUUUGAACAUCUGCGAUUAAGGAAACAGAUUUUAUUGUUGGAAGAAAUGACACUGCCUUGUCACUAUGGAAGCUAAUAAAUGCCUUGACCAUUGUUUCAAAAAAUGUUAAUUAAAAAGAUACCU